AUGGGGUUUAGUACAUUGCGCUCUAUACUACUAGAAACUUGCCGAGUCAUUUGGAACGUCCUAAGCCCUAGUGUUAUGCCAAAACCAACAAGGGAAAAAUGGACGCGAAUCGCAAUGGAAUUUGAUGAAAAAUGGAAUUUCCCGAACUGCAUCGCUGCAAUAGAUGAUGUAGGAUCAUAUGGACGAAAUAGUGAUGGAGGUAUAAUGCAAAACUCAAUAUUUGGAAAAAAAAUUACUUUUAAUGCCCUCGGUAUUCCCCAAAAAAAACGUUAA
This is a messenger RNA of Parnassius mnemosyne (clouded apollo), 273 nucleotides long. NCBI's taxonomy places the organism in Eukaryota, Metazoa, Arthropoda, Insecta, Lepidoptera, Papilionidae. The record is from the annotation of a GenBank genome assembly.